UUAGACUUGACGGUGUUAAACGUUUCAUUAUAAUGGCUGUGAAAAAAUCUUUGCUUCUUUGUGAAUUACUUUUAGUUCUUAUUUUACUGCUUGAUACAAGUUUCGGGAUGACAAGGCAGCAACUGAAAAACUCAGGGAAGCUUAUGAAAAAGUCUUGCAUGCCCAAAAACGAUGUCACGGAAGAGCAAGUGGGUGAGAUCGAACAGGGAAAGUUCAUAGAAGACCGGAAUGUGAUGUGUUACAUUGCCUGCGUCUACUCUAUGACACAAGUCGUAAAAAAUAAUAAGUUGAGCUACGAAGCAGUUCUGAAACAGGUGGACAUGAUGUUCCCGCCUGAAAUGAAGGACGCGGUAAAGGCUGCGGCGACGCACUGCAAGGAUAUUGCUAAAAAGUAUAAAGAUAUAUGUGAAGCUUCUUACUGGACUGCAAAAUGCAUGUACGACUUCGAUGCUGAAAACUUCGUGUUCCCGUAGACUCUUACUAAUAUGAUUGUUCAUGGGAACAUUACAACACAG
Ostrinia nubilalis (European corn borer) is the source of this 515-nucleotide messenger RNA. RefSeq names its product general odorant-binding protein 19a-like. The coding region runs from base 33 to 473 and encodes 146 amino acids. Lineage: Eukaryota; Metazoa; Arthropoda; Insecta; Lepidoptera; Crambidae. Gene Ontology annotation, molecular function: odorant binding; dibutyl phthalate binding. Gene Ontology annotation, biological process: olfactory behavior; sensory perception of smell. The record is from RefSeq and is a predicted model, not a curated record. The transcript is spliced from 5 exons. Gene Ontology annotation, cellular component: extracellular region.